AUGGGUAUGAACGACGACUGCGAGGAUGGUGGAGCGGACAGUGCAGCAGCGACCGAUGAUGGCGAAGACCAAGCAAAAAUCCGACCGGCCUCGCAGCCCACACCUCGAACGCGGCUCCGCAGCCUGCAGCGAUGCGAGCCAGACGCGCCCAGCCGCUUCCUACGCACACUCACACACCCGCAGCGAAAAGCCUUUUUUUUUCCGCAGCGCUGCAGCCACGGAGCAACGCGCCUCUGCCUGACUGUCGGCGGUGGCCCUUUCAAGGCAAAGAAAAUUGAACUCUGGCUGGAACUAGGGCGGUUCUUCCACCCGGCCGAGACACUCGUCGUUCAGGGUUCAAGCGCCCGCUUGCAGCUGCGGUGCUCUCGGGCCACCGCUCGCAAGGGCUUGCUUCUCGACCGCCGCUCACACCAGAGACACCAACGCAGCAGCACCUCGGCCAUGUCGUCGCUGUGGAUCAUCAACAAGGCAGGAGGGCUGAUCUUUCAGUCGGAGCACUUUGUGCAUCCCAACGCCGCAUCCAUGCCCAACGGCGGCCGGCUCUCGUCGAACGAAUACCUGGUGCUGGCGGGCACCCUGCAUGGCAUCCACGCCAUCACGGCCAAGCUCAAUCCGGUGCCCAACCGCGCGUGCUCGGGCAUCGAGUCGCUCGACUCGGACCACUUUACCGUGCGCGUCAUGCUCACACCCACAGGUAAGUCCGAUAUCUUCGCGAAUCCGAGACAGAAACCGCCCAACGUGCUGAUUCCAGUUCAUUUCAUGGUGGUCGAUUUGGAAGGCACAAAGUUUGUCUUGGUCACGUCGCCGGCGCAUCCGAAUCCGGCAGGCGUGCUGCAGCGCUGCUACGAGGCGUAUGCCGAUCACGUCAUGAAGAAUCCCUUCUACACGCCAGAGAUGCCCGUGCGCGUAGAGACGUUCGACAAGGCCGUCGAGGCGCUCGUCAAGGCCUGA
This is a messenger RNA of Moesziomyces aphidis, 951 nucleotides long. NCBI's taxonomy places the organism in Eukaryota, Fungi, Basidiomycota, Ustilaginomycetes, Ustilaginales, Ustilaginaceae. The record is from the annotation of a GenBank genome assembly.